AUGGCUGGAGUGGUUGAAAUUGAUCCUCUCGCAGUUCCUGUGAAAAUCCGAAAAAAUGAGAAUGGCACUGGUCACAGUCUAACAGGAAAUAAGCUUGCUAUCGACCUUGCAUUCGGAUUUGGGGAUGCGCAUAGACCCGUUUCAGCAACGGAUGAUUGCAAGUCUAAAGUCCCAAGGAUGCCUAGUACACUUGAUGAUUUUGAAGUCAUUUCAACAAUAGGCUCAGGGUCAUAUGGAACGUGUCGCAAGAUUCGACGCAAGAAAGAUGGAAAGGUGUUGGCGUGGAAAGAGAUGGACUAUGGGUCGAUGACAGAGUCGGAGAAGCAAAUGUUAGUGUCAGAGGUGAACCUACUGCGUGAGCUGCGACAUCCCAACAUUGUGCGGUAUUAUGACCGCAUCAUUGAUCGUAGCAACACCACCAUCUACAUAAUAAUGGAGUUCUGCGACCGUGGCGACCUCGCGUCCCUCAUCACUAGAUGCCGCCGUGACGAAGUGUACAUGCAGGAGGACUUUGUGUGGAAGAUUUUAGUACAAAUCACCAUGGCAUUACAAGAAUGUCAUAGACGCAAGAAUGGCAAGGCUGUGUUACAUCGUGAUCUCAAACCGGCUAACAUUUUCCUUGACUCUGAUGAAAAUGUCAAACUGGGUGACUUUGGUCUGGCCAGAGUACUACACCAUGAAACAAGCUUUGCUAAGACCUAUGUAGGAACGCCCUAUUAUAUGUCACCUGAGUUGGUAAACAACAUGUCAUACAAUGAGAAGUCGGAUAUAUGGUCCAUGGGCUGUAUCCUGUAUGAACUCUGUGCCCUCCGUCCUCCAUUCACAGCAUCAAAUCAACAUGAACUUAACAAAAAAAUCAGAGUUGGUGACUUUGUGCGGAUACCACACAAAUAUUCUGAUGGGCUUAACAGCGUCAUAGCCAAAAUAAUCAGAGUAGAGGUUCACAAAAGGCCAACUAUUGAGGAAGUACUUAAUGAUCCAUUGGUGAUGAGAAAACAGAUAUGUUUGGGUCUUGAGAAACGUGAUGAGGGUCGUCGUGACUCCCGGCCAAGGUUGUCAAGCCCAGAGUCACGGUCACAAAAGGAGUGGGAGGAGGAGCUGCGUAGCAGAGAACGGAAACUAGACUUUAGGGAGAAGGAAUUGGAUGAGAGGGAAAAACAAUUUUCCUUGAAAGAAAAGCUUCUAGAAGAAAAAAUGAAAAGGGCAGAGAUGCUGAUCAGAGACUUUGGUCGAAAGGGCAGUAUAGACAGAGAUGUACUUCCAGCAGGGGAUGCAGACUUUUCGCUGGAGAGUAGGUCCUCUUGUCUGUCGAAGGGGAAAAAGGAUCCUGAUACGCCAAAGAAAAAAGUCACAUUUGACAUGUAUGGAAAGGAGAAUUGUAGAAAUAAACACACUGUGCCAUCAUCUGAUACAUACUUCUCCACUUUUACUGACUUAGAAGGAGAUUACAAUGACUUGUAUUUGAAUGAGCUUGCAAAACGGAGGGAACUGAAGGAAAAACUUUUCAAGGCUAAAGCCAGAGCAAUGGAAAUACGAGGAAUUGAAGAUGACAUACGUCCACGGACUAAAAACUCCAAUCUCUUGUUCUUUAGAUAA
Messenger RNA from Ylistrum balloti, 1596 nucleotides. Its product is annotated as serine/threonine-protein kinase Nek2-like. Lineage: Eukaryota; Metazoa; Mollusca; Bivalvia; Pectinida; Pectinidae. The coding region runs from base 1 to 1596 and encodes 531 amino acids. Gene Ontology annotation, molecular function: protein kinase activity; ATP binding. Gene Ontology annotation, biological process: protein phosphorylation. The transcript has 9 exons. The record is from RefSeq and is a predicted model, not a curated record.